This is a messenger RNA of Pistacia vera, 1939 nucleotides long. RefSeq lists its product as uncharacterized. The transcript has 4 exons. The record is from RefSeq and is a predicted model, not a curated record. Bases 24 to 1625 code for a protein of 533 amino acids. NCBI's taxonomy places the organism in Eukaryota, Viridiplantae, Streptophyta, Magnoliopsida, Sapindales, Anacardiaceae. Gene Ontology annotation, molecular function: nucleic acid binding; zinc ion binding.
CGUGCGGUUCGUGAUUAAGUUUAAUGGAGUUCAAGUUCCGAGCAGGCGACGAUAGACCGCCGCCGUAUCUACCGCCGUCUUCCAGCUUCAGUUACUACUCCGAGCAAGCAUUGCGAGCUAACUACUCAACUUCCCCCAGUUUCAUGGGAAACCAAAGAGAUUUUUACACUAUCCAGCGUGAGAUUGAGAAGGACAGAAUCAGGCAAGAAAUAAUUGCUGAAGAAAACAUACGUCGGCGAAUGCUUGAAGAGGAGGUGAGGAGGGAGUUGAUGAUGGAAAGAGAGAUGGCAAUGCACAGAGAAGCCAAAAUGGGGCUGUCAAUUGAAGAAAGGCUCACAAUGCGGCUUGAUUCAAGGUUCCCAUUCGUGCACCAGUUCAACAAUCGCUGGCUACAGGAUCGGCUAGCAUUUCCUGGGAAUCGCAGCUUGGGACCGGGAAUGGAGGUGUUGCCUCCUGUCUUCCCACAGUUGGGGGAUGCCAUGACAGAUGAGAAUAAGACUGCCUUGGAGGUUGACAAGAAGGAUAAGUUGAUUAUACUGGUCAGUGUUUGGUUUUGCUUAGAAAAAGUUAAUUCAUGCUUUUAUAUUUUUGGUGUGAAUGAUUUUCUUUUCAAUUUUGGUUGUUGGGACAAUCAGGCAAAGCCCGAGCCAAAUUUCUGUGGAGCAAAGCGGAAAGCUGCCACACCUCCUUCUGGUGCUGGGGAGCUCCCAAUAAUGAGUUUGAAGAAGAAUAAAAUUGAGGAGUGGAGUUGUGCCCUUUGUCAGGUUAGUGCUACCAGUGAGAGAGGUUUAAAUGAACACCUUCGAGGUAAGAAGCACAAGGCCAAGGAAAAAGCACUGAGAACUCAGAAGAUGCAGCAAAAGAAUUCCACUGCGUCAUUGCCAAAAAAGCAAAAGUCUGUCAAGGCAAUUACGUUUGCUGAGACCAGAGUUAUAUCUGGCUCAGAACCAGAGAUGAAGGUAAAAGAAAAAUCACUUCAAAUCAAAAAAAGGAAGGAUGGUUCAGACCAGAAAAUGGAGAAUGGAAAAGAUUUAAAUAAUAAGAAAAGUGACUUUCUGAAGAAGGAAAACGGGAAUGCAGUAAACAAGAAGAAGAAAAAUGGGGUAUCAACCGUGGGGAAAGUUGAAAAAACACCUGAAGCUAGGAGGAAGAAGUUUAAAUUUUGGUGUGAAAUAUGUCAGGUUGGUGCUUACUCUGAAGUAGUGAUGGAGACUCAUAUGAAUGGGAAGAAGCACAUGUUUCGGAUUCAGAAACAUAAAAUCCGUGAAGCUGUACCCAGUAAAAAUACCAGAACCACUAUCACCACAAACAUGGUUGCAUCACUAGAGCCUACUGAGAAGGUAAGUGAUGUAGGAGCAGCUAUAUCACCAGAGCCUAUUGAGAAGGCAAGUGAUGUAGAUGCAGUUGAGCCUAUUGAGAAGGCCAGCGAUGUGGAUACCCUUGCAUCACCAGUGUGUGUCGAGAAGGCAAGUGAUGUAACUGCUGCUGCUGGUGCAUCCCCAGAGCGUGCCAAGAAGGUAAGUGAUGUAACUGUUCGGGUUGCUUCACCAGAGUGUGCUGAGAAGGCAGGUGAAGUAGCUGAUGCAACUGCAUUACUUUGGCUGCUGGGAAGACGGGUGAUUUAGAUGCUGGCAUGUCACCAGAGCCUACGUAGAAGGCAAGUGAUGUAGUAGAUGCAGUGGCCGAUGACGGCAAUGUAGAAACAACAAAAAUUGUUGCUGGAGAACUCAGUUACGAAGAUUAACCAAGAGCGAAAUUUAGCAUGCAUGAUGAAACAGACUCCAUGGUUCACCCAAGGUACUGCUUUCCAAGAAAUGUUUAGAGUUGUGCUAGUUACUUUGUAUGUAUCUAAGUUUAACUUCUCAAACGUGAUGAUGCGUUACCCGCAACAACUAAUGAACCCGGAAAUCAAACUUAUUAACGAUCAGAUUGGCUGAAA